This is a messenger RNA of Arvicanthis niloticus (Nile rat), 848 nucleotides long. The record is from RefSeq and is a predicted model, not a curated record. NCBI's taxonomy places the organism in Eukaryota, Metazoa, Chordata, Mammalia, Rodentia, Muridae.
AUGGCUUGGACUUCCCUCUUCUUCUUCCUUCUUCAUUUUACAGGUUCUUUCUCCCAACUUACGCUGACUCAGUUGCCCUCUUCCUCUACCUCCCUGGGAGCCUCAGUCAAACUCACCUGCACCUUGAGCAGUGAGCACAGCACCUUCAACAUUGCAUGGUACCAGCAACAACCACUCAAAGCUCCUAAGUAUGUGAUGUAUCUUAAUAAUGAUGGAAGCCACAGCAAGGGUGAUGGGAUCCCUGAUCGCUUCUCUGGAUCCAGCUCUGGGGCUGAUCGCUACCUAACCAUCUCCAACAUCCAGCCUGAGGAUGAAGCUAUCUACAUCUGUGGUGUGGGUGCUACAAUUAGAGGACAAUAUUCACUGUGGUAUGUUUUCGGUAGUGGAACCAAGCUCAGUGUCCUAGGUCAGCCCAAGUCCUCUCCCACACUCACAGUGUUUCCACCUUCCUCUGAGGAGCUCCAGAAAAACAAAGCCACACUGGUGUGUCUGAUUUCCGAUUUCUACCCAAGUGUUGUGGAAGUGACCUGGAAGGCAGAUGGUACACCGAUCACCCAGGGUGUGAACACUGCAAAUCCCACCAAAGAGGGCAACAAGUACAUGGCCAGCAGCUUCUUAAAUUUGACACCAGACCAGUGGAGAUCUCACAACAGAUUUACCUGCCAAGUUACACAUGAAGGGGAUACUGUGGAGAAAAGUCUGUCUCCUGCAGAGUGUCUGUAGAAGCCCAGGUUUCUCCUUAGCCUGGGAACCCUGCAGCUCUAGGACCCUGAGUGGGGUCUCUUCUCUAUGCUAGCCAUCUUAACCUUUCUCUCUUGCUCACUGACUAUUAAAUAAAAUAUCAUUAA